Molecule: messenger RNA, 555 nt
Organism: Mycosarcoma maydis (corn smut)
Lineage: Eukaryota; Fungi; Basidiomycota; Ustilaginomycetes; Ustilaginales
Product: mitochondrial 54S ribosomal protein bL12m
Exons: 1
Coding region: 1-555 (184 amino acids)
Biological process (GO): translation
Cellular component (GO): ribosome
Molecular function (GO): structural constituent of ribosome
Source: RefSeq, a predicted model, not a curated record
AUGUCGUCAAUCGGAAGCGCAGUUGCUUCGUCUUCUCGAACGCUGCUUCGCAGCAACACGCGCCAAGUUGCACGCACUGCGAUUCGAUCUUUCGCCACCACUCGUGCUGCUAGCAACACCCCGGCACCCGCUGUUGACGCCAAGAUCUCGACAAUUGUCGACCAGAUUGAAAAACUCACGCUCCUCGAAGCCGCUGACUUGGUAUCGCAUCUCAAGACGCGAUUGAACAUCACGGAAAUCGCCAUGCCUGCCGCGUCGGCAGCGCCCGCCGGUGCAGCAGCCGCCUCCGGUGCAGCAGAAGAGCCAGCGGAAGAAGCAGCAAAGCCAAAGGAAAAGUCUGUCUUCACUUUGAAGCUCACUGGCCUUAAGGACCCUACCGCUAAGGCCAAGGUGAUUAGGGAGGUCAAGGCUGCCAACUCGAAUAUGAACUUGGUUGAGGCGAAAAAGUUCGUCGAGUCUACACCCCAGGUGCUCAAGGAGGGUCUUAACAAGGAGGAUGCCGAAAAACUCAAGACGGCUAUCGAGGCCGCAGGUGGUACCGUCGAGCUCGAGUAA